GGCCGCGUGUCGCCAGCGCUGCCCUCCCACACGGCCCCGCAGCGCCGCUUCUCGCCUCCCCCGGAUUCCUCCUGGAGAGCCAGCCAGCUUGUACGGGCGGCUCCCCGGGCGUACUGCGGCCAGAGGGCUCGGCUCCCCUCCCCGGACACUUCCCGUCGGAGCCGCAGCACCUCGGCGCGGAGCGGGGCUUUCGGGUGGCCUCGACGGGGCCGUGCGGCGUCUUGCGGGGACCCGCGGUGCGCCCCCGCUGCCCGGCGGCCGCGGCUGAGCGCACAUUGUUCUAGCAGCCCGUCCCUCUCCCCUCCCUCCUCCGCCUCCCGUCCCUCUCUCCUCCCUCCCCAGGUCCCUCCUUCCCUCGUCACCGGCGCCGUAUAAAUCCCCUGCCCCGGCGGAUCCCCCCACCGCGGGAGACCCUGGUACUUUGGCCCCCGGGGCGGGAUCCUGCCGCCGCCUGCGGACCGCUGGGACUUUGCGCUCCCGCCGCUGACCCCUUCUCGCUCUCGCCCUCCCUCCCUCGCACGGUUCCCAACCGGCCUCUUCCCUUCGCAACCGGGGGGCCAGGAUGUCGGAAAAACGCGUUGAGGAGGCACCGGCGGAGCUGAGCGCUAAGGAAAGGAAAGAAAAGAAGGAAAAACUCGAAGAGAAAGCAAUCCACAAAGAAAAGAAGAAGGAGAUAGUAGAGGAUGAGGAGAAUGGAGCUGAUGAGGAUGAUGAAGAGAAUCCUGAUGAUGUAGAUGAAGAAGAAGGUGGUGAUGAGGAUGAAGAAGCAGAUGAGAAUGGGCAGGAGCAGGAUGGCCACACAGAGAAACGAUCUGCAGAGGAGGAGGAGGAUGAAGUGGAUCCAAAGAGACAGAAGACAGAAAACGGCUCUUCAGCUUGAGUCCUCCCCUCCCAUCUCCCCUGUUCCGCCCAUCUCUCCUCCUCCAUUCCAGCCUGUGCUUGCACUGCCCAUUAGCCUCUGGCUUCACACAAUC
Vidua chalybeata is the source of this 974-nucleotide messenger RNA. RefSeq names its product parathymosin (gene PTMS). The transcript is spliced from 5 exons. Gene Ontology annotation, cellular component: nucleus. Bases 563 to 880 code for a protein of 105 amino acids. Lineage: Eukaryota; Metazoa; Chordata; Aves; Passeriformes; Viduidae. Gene Ontology annotation, molecular function: histone binding. Gene Ontology annotation, biological process: negative regulation of apoptotic process; positive regulation of transcription by RNA polymerase II. The record is from RefSeq and is a predicted model, not a curated record.